AUGAUGGUUUUUACAGAAUUUUUGAUAUGGCAAAGCAUUGAGGAUAACAAUAUUUCAUUAGUAAGCGAUAGGCUGCAGAGCUCUUCAAAAGUUCUGGCUGAUAACAUAUUAUGCUGUCGUUUCAUCGCGGACGCAAUCAUCCAUUUGGCUGUUGACCAGUUUUUGGCCAGGAGCUCAGAGCUUGACUCGUCUUUUAUUUCUACUCUCGAUGCUUUUCGCCGUUUACAGUUCUCAACAGUAGGAGAACUAAGCGAUGUUGACGUUUCAAAAAACGCCGCUUCUUUUCUGGAUAAGCUUUUCAGACAAAAAUGGGCUACAAAUGGAGUAUCCUUUCCAGCAAUGAAUUCCUUAUUGAUCCUUUAUUGUGAUCUUCCCCUUUAUUCCACACCUGCAUUUUGUAGAUACAAGUAUUUGGCAGCUACAGCGUUCUUUCUAAUAACCUUUAGUGACAAUGACAGCAAUGUGUUUGAAGCAUGUAUGGAAAUAAUGGAAAAACUUUCAAGAAGCGUUUGUACUUUGUCACUGGAACCCACUGUUGUAGGGGAUUUUUUUACCCAUCGGCUGGCUUUCCUUGAGAAACUGCCAUCUGCUGGUCAGGCCUGGAGAAAAGUAGCGAAUGCGUGGAGUGCAGUCAUUGCAAUCUGUAAUCACAAUUUAAACGAAGAUUCAAUAAAUCGACUUUGCCCUGCUUUGAGUUUUACUGAAAUUUCUGCCACUGACUGCUGGACAUGGGAACAGGUUAUCAGGUCUCUUAAAUAUUUCCUAUCCGAUACUUUGGCUUGCUUUCUGAACGUUUUCGAACUUUAUAUCAUGACCGAUCUCUACGCUACAACGCAAAUCGUAAAUAAAAGCAAAACACAAUUAUUAUCCGUUUUGUUCAAAUCAACGAAGUGGGAAGAAUUGUUAGGUAGUGAUGAAGAACAAAUUAUUGGAGUCUUAGAGAAGGACAAUAACAUAGUACAACACUAUUCGGGGCGGUGGUCCGUACUGUUCUUAUGCUGGGACGAUGUUCCUAGAAAUGUGCGAUCUUCACUGAUGAAAAAAUUUUUUGACAAAAAAGAUGUGAAAAUUUUGAGAAGGCUAACGAACUGCAUGAUUGACAGAAAACUCAAAGUUGAUAAAAUAACUUUGCAAAGUGCUCUUAAUUUUCAUCUGAAAUAUAUCCCUAUGCUAUCUGGACGCUCCUUGGAAGAUUUGGAUUGGAAAUCAUUGAUUUGUUUACAGCGCGCUGGUGUUUCCGCUGAUGGUGCGCUUACCCAACUGCCAGCGGAGAAAGUGGGUUUGCUUGUAAAGUGUCUUUCCUAUCGUGUUGAAUAA
This is a messenger RNA of Strongylus vulgaris, 1317 nucleotides long. NCBI's taxonomy places the organism in Eukaryota, Metazoa, Nematoda, Chromadorea, Rhabditida, Strongylidae. The record is from the annotation of a GenBank genome assembly.